Rhea pennata is the source of this 608-nucleotide messenger RNA. RefSeq lists its product as uncharacterized. Gene Ontology annotation, molecular function: oxidoreductase activity. The transcript is spliced from 5 exons. The coding region runs from base 1 to 507 and encodes 168 amino acids. The record is from RefSeq and is a predicted model, not a curated record. Gene Ontology annotation, cellular component: cytoplasm. Lineage: Eukaryota; Metazoa; Chordata; Aves; Rheiformes; Rheidae.
AUGCCACCAACACGACUGGGCCCCUGCUGCCUUGCAUUCUCCGGCUCAGAUGGGGAGUGCAAGGAGUCAUGGGUCAGUGCCAAGGAGCAGGAACCUGGUGGUCUGAGGCUGCGAGCAUUCCUGCCCUUGCUGAAGAAGGCUGCCCAGGGAAGCUCGAGCUCUGAGCUGAGCUGCAGCAAGGCAGCCAUCAUCAACAUGUCCAGUAUUGCUGGCUCCAUAGAGGAAAUACGUUUAUCGGAAAAUGUGCAAUAUAUCUCAUACCGCUGCAGCAAGGCUGCUCUGAACAUGCUCACCAAGUGCCAGUCCUUGGGGUACCGGCAACACGGCAUCCUCUGCGCUGCUCUCCACCCUGGCUGGGUGCAAACGGACAUGGGGAGCUCAGCUGGACACAAGCCCCCACUGACGGUGGACGUGAGCGUACAAGGAAUGCUGAAUGUGCUCUGCUCCCUCUCCGAGAAGGACACAGGGACUUUCCUGGACUGGGAAGGGAAAGUAGUGCACUGGUGAGACGCCAGCCCAGCGUCAUGCCCGGAUCCUGGCAGCAGGUCCCUUUGCUGCUGUGCUGUGCCGUGCCCAUGUCCUCAAUAAACCCAUGUCCAUGAGCAGCA